Molecule: messenger RNA, 1060 nt
Organism: Bolinopsis microptera
Lineage: Eukaryota; Metazoa; Ctenophora; Tentaculata; Lobata; Bolinopsidae
Exons: 3
Coding region: 26-628 (200 amino acids)
Source: RefSeq, a predicted model, not a curated record
AGGUGAGCUAUAAACACAAAUCAUCAUGUCACUAUUUGUCCACAACCUCGGCAAAGAGUCAGCAACAGAAGAGUUCCUGGUAAAGAAGAUGGCGCUGCUUCACACCAAGAGAAGAAAGCUGAAGGACAAGAAGGAAGAGGAGGAGAAACAAAAGGUCAAAGAGGCCAGCAAACCAGCUACAUUGACAAAGCAAGAAACGAUACUCGCCGCAAAGCGGAUACUCGAGGCAGAGUCCAUAAAAAGAGAUGAGAAAGAGAAGAACAAGAAGUCAGGCUUCAAACGAUCCUGUAAAUUUGAAAGGAAUCGCAGCACAACCAAGGUGGUUAAAGCAAGACCUCUGUCGUUAGCUGAUUCGCCGGAACGUAAGAUGCCGGAUAAGACUCCGGACACACCGCCACCUGUCAUACCGACACCAGAUACGCCGCCGCCAAACAUUCCGCCGAUAGGGAGGACGCCGCCAGAUAAAGAGUUCAUUCCUAACCUACCUUAUUUCGAUCACGACCAAGCUAAGACGUCAGGUAGUUUACUGCAACCCCUGAAGUCAAGCAAAGAGAAAUACUCUAACUUUGUCUCCAGUAACUCGAAAAGGAAAAUCGUUCAGUACGAUGAUUCGUUAGACAUACAAUGAACAGUAAAAUAUUGCACCGGAUAUUCUAACCUAUUUCGAAUAUUAUAUGCUAAAAUCAAAUUUAUAUGAAGUGAAGAAGAUGCCUAUUUUUUGACCAUUCAGUUUCCUAUUUGUAUCAUCUAACCAUAGGUUCAGUUCUGGGUUUGUGCCAGAUUUUGUACUUGAGCAUCUGUUUGGUUAAAUUACCCGAACGAAUCUUUUCUAAUCUUUCUAUGAUUAAAUACCUUAAAUUAUAAUACAAGGUUCAUAUAAUGUUCAUGGGCCGGGCUUUCUAAUUAAUGUAUUCCUGCUGAGCUAAGAUAAAGUCAGCUCCCUUGUAAUUACAACAAUAGUACGGAUAUAUUUCACUAAUACUGGACCCUAUCUGAGAAGAUAUUUAUUGCAGUUACGUUGUUGUAAAUUAAUUGUUAAUUACAUUUAAAUGCAGAUCUA